UAUAAAAGAACCAAACCAGCUCCUACAUGUUCCACACAUGUACUACAUCUGCAGCAGCAAAAAAGGAAAGCUGUAUAUUUCCAUUGUGUAAAUCGUUGCAUUCAAAAUGAAGCUGCAUAUUCUAUCAGUGUUUUACAUUUUUGCCUUGAUACUUCUCCUCUCUUACAAGGCACAGGCACAUCGUUAUAUUAUUGACGAUGAGGAAGAAGAGGGUGGUGAAAUAAGUCUGAUGAAUGACAAAGAAGUCACUAAAAUGCUGAAAGAGCUCAAGAAAUACCGUAGUCAAGACAAACAGCAAAAACAAAUUAAUCAGCUGAAGCAGUUGGCAAGAGAAUUGCAGAAACAAGUUGUAAUUCUCCAUAAUAAACUGCAUGAAUGCAGCAGUGAAGAAAAAGAAAGGACUGAACAAGAAGACACAUCAGCCAAUAAAACAUCAAUCAGACACAAAAGGAGCAUCCAGAAUUCUGCUGGUACUACUGGUGGUGCCACCUACAUCCGCUGGGGAAGAAGCACCUGUCCACAAGGAGCUGAACUGGUGUAUAAUGGAGUUGGUGCAGGAUCUCACUACUCCCACAGCGGGGGAGGCAGCGACUACCUGUGUGUUCCUCAUGACCCUGAAUGGGGGGUUACCACAGACGGGUUCCAAUCUAACUCCUUUCUCUAUGGAGUAGAGUUUGAAAUACAAGCCAACAACCCCUUCCUCACACACAACACUCCAAAGCUGACAACAGUACAUGACCAGAGUCCACGUUGUGCUGUCUGCCACAUCCCUUCAAGGUCCAGCCAGGUCAUGAUUCCAGCCAAAAUGACCUGUCCAGCUAGCUGGACCAAGGAGUACGAUGGCUAUCUUAUGUCCUCCCAUCACGCACAACAGAAAUCUCAGUUUGUCUGUGUGGACAAGGCCCCAGAGGUGAUGGAUGGAGGAGAUGGUAACCAAGAUGGUGCUUUAUUUUACAUAGUAGAAGCACAGUGCGGGUCACUGCCUUGUCCUAGUUAUCUAUCUGGGAAAGAAAUAACCUGUGUUGUGUGCUCUAAGUAAACUAUCCCAGAUUUUUUUUUAAUACUUAAUUUUCGCAAGUAUUUUUUUUUUCUCAGAUUUAAUAUAAUUUGCAAAUAAUUAUAAUCAUUGUUGGCAAAUAGAACAGAUAAUGUCAAGUAAAUUUUUCUAAAUAAGUAGUAUUCAUUUAACUGUGAGCUGCUUGUUCUUUGUUUACAGUAUUUUUUAGGUUUAACAAAAUUUUUGAAAACUGAUUGGUAAAGAGAAGAAUUGCUAUCAUUUAUAUGCUAAGUAAAACAUUUGCAAAUAUCUAUAGUAGACAGUUAUUGCUUACUACAUCUUUUGAAAAUAAACCCAGUGUCUUUCACUAACA
This is a messenger RNA of Lingula anatina, 1370 nucleotides long. RefSeq names its product short-chain collagen C4. The record is from RefSeq and is a predicted model, not a curated record. NCBI's taxonomy places the organism in Eukaryota, Metazoa, Brachiopoda, Lingulata, Lingulida, Lingulidae.